UUCUCCUUUCUUGUUUCAUCUUAUUGCAGGUGCGGACCCUAUUUGUUAGCGGCCUACCUAUGGAUGCCAAGCCUAGGGAACUCUACCUCUUGUUCAGAGCCUAUCAGGGUUAUGAAGGCUCAUUACUGAAAGUAACCAGUAAACCCGGAAAGAACCAAUCGCCUGUGGGCUUCGUCACAUUUGAAUCGCGUGCAGGUGCAGAAGCGGCAAAACAGGCACUCCAGGGAGUGCGUUUUGAUCCAGAGCUGCCGCAGACGAUACGGCUGGAGUUUGCCAAAUCCAACACCAAAGUGACCAAACCUAAACAGACAUCGCCUUUACCUGCCAUUAACCCAGUGGUGGGACCACCUCUAACACCCAGAGAUCCUUAUGAUCUGGGAACAGUUUUUCUACCUGGUGCACCUGAGCAGUGGGCACAUCACCCAUCAUUGUACACAGAUGGCGGGGUACACCACCCUGCAUUGGGUAACCACAGAAUAGGAUUAUCGUACACAGAUUUAACGGCUUCGACUGGAGGGGUGCAUCACCCUGUGUUGGGCCAACCAGCCAUCCAUGCACAGCUACCCGUUACUGAUGGGGCUAGACUUGCUUAUGUCCUGCCUCACCACACCCCCCAGGCCGUCGCACAUACCCCCACGCAACACACACCCCUCCCCCACCAACAAACCAUCCCUAUCAGUAUGGCCAAUGCAGCCACUAUGGUAGCCAUGGCUAACUCAGGGGCCGCCUGCUCAACGCUAUUUUUGGCCAACCUUGGGACUAACACAUCCGAGCAGGAAUUACGCGACACACUCAGGUGCCUCCCAGGUUUUAACCGACUACGCAUGCACAACAAAGGAGGUGCGCCAUGCUGUUUUGUGGAAUUCCAGAACGUAGGGUUUGCUAUGCAAGCCCUGGCCCACCUUCAGGGGCUGAUGCUGAAGUCAAGUGACCGUGGUGGCCUUCGUGUAGAGUUUGCCAAGGCCAAUAUGGGUGAGCCCAAGAGAAUAGAAAUGACUACCCAUCAGCUCUAUCCAUCAAUGCAACCCCAGUUGGUAUUCCAGUGAUGCAGUUGCCAUGGUAACCAUAAAAAACCCUCUAAAUCAUACGGUGCAUGUAAGAGAGAGUGAGAGCGAGAGAGAGAUAAUCAUUCUAGCCUAGCAAUUCUAUAUUAUGUGUAUAUUAUGUUUAUUUAAGGAAAAGAGAGAAGACCAAUUUAAUUAUUGUUUAUAAGAUAUCUUGUUUCCUUCAGAUCUUUAUAUUUUGAAGAAAAAAUGGAUUGUAAUCAUGAGUAUAUAAUUGGUGAAAAAUCAAAUUCCCAGUGUUUGUGUAUAUUGUACUGUUAUGUGAUUGUAGAUUUUGGAUAAUUAUUAGAGAAUUCUAGAAAUUCUAUUGAGUGCAGUUAUUUACUUUCUUUGUAGUAUAUAUAUAUUGAGUAGUCAAAUUAUGUUUCAAUGAAAUAAGUUGUUUGAAUUGUGUCAUAAACUUGUAGUGAUUUUUUUUUAUUUCAUUAAUCAAACACAAAAUUAUGAAAUCUAAAAGAGAAUGAAAUUUUGAAAUCUAGAUGAAAAAUUACUUUCAUAUUUAUUGAUUGUAUCUUUAUUUAUCCUUUUUGGUGUAAUAUUAGAUUUUUUAAAAAUCUCCUGGAUAUGUUGUUUAUUUUCAUAUAUCGACCAGUACUUGCAAAUUGCAGAUACAUUUUUGAAAACCUCAGUGUGUGCUUGGGUGUGAUAUUUUAGAAAGAAUCUUUUAAGGCACAAAAUUACACCACUUUAGUCUAAGUUGCUCACUAAUCACUUCUUUGUUAAUCACCUUCAAAUUAUUAAAAACUGUACCUGCACUAACAAAAUUUCCCAUUCCAGUACCUGAAAAUUUCCAAUGUUUUUUGUGCACUUCUCAAAUAUGUACUACAAUCACUGAGAGCACAAGUUUAGUAUUUUGGUCAUUUCUUUGCACAAGAUCUUUGGCACUAAGUUGGCAAUGCUUGAAUACCCUAAGAAAUGGAAGUGAUGAUUGUUUCAAAGUGUGAAGCUGCUAUAGCAACAUUGAAAUUGAAUUUCUGCAUUGUUUUUUUGCUGUAAAAUCAAGGUCUUAUACACGUUUUAUCACUUCAAUAUUUUAUACUUUUGAAAUGGGUUUUACACAUUUUCAUGAGAAAGCAGCUUCAUAUAUUCAGAAAAAAAGUCCACCAUGACAAAAGACAAUUUUCAUGGAGAAUGGCAAUGAAUAGUUAAAUAUGUUGACUGAAUUAUUCAGUUUAAUUAUAUUUAGCAUUAUUUCUAUAUGCAAAGAAAAAUGUGUCUUCGGUUAUUUUCUCAAUAAAAAUGUGAACAUCUAUUUCAAAGUACAUUUUACCAAAUCUGCACAUAUUUCACAUGCCUCUAGUCAAUUAAUGCACAGGUCUUAUCUUUAUGAGAGCUACACAUUAAUGUUCACACCAUCUAUAUGAUUAUUAACACCAAAUCACUUGGGCACCUAGAGUGGACAUACAAAUGUCCAUGCAGAUGUUAAUGCACCAACUGUCCUUAUUCACCGCAGCCAGAUUAGUGUAGCAGCCAACAGACUUGCCUAGAGAGAAAACAAUCUGGCUUAAGUUAUUUUAUGUAGAGAUACUUUAUCAUUAUAAACCAUGGUGCAAGUUUUUUGCUACGAAUUGUAAAGAAACUUUAAUUUUUGAUGUGAGCAGAGAAAGUCAAGUGACCUAUAUACUUUUUAUUUGAAAGAGAUAAAAAUGUUCUACCAUCCAUACUUGUAAACCAGAAAGUGCUAGAUUGUAAAGGUUUUUUGUUUUUCAGAUGACAUGAGCUGAUGUAAUAAUGUUUUUGUUACGAUAUAACUGGUCUUGUUCUGUACAUAUUGAACUAUGAAUCUUGUGUUGAUAUCUGAAACAGCAGGGUAAGUUAACUGAGACAGAGGUCUUUUUAUUAGGAUUAUAGUAUUAUUUCUGGUGAAUCCAUUAAUGUCUUUUUCCUUUGCUAAAAAUAGCUUAGUUUCCUUUCACAACAAACCAACCAAAGAUAGUUUUUUGUUUAAGAUUGUUAGAGGCUGCCAUGGGUGUUUUUAUAAAGCCUUGUCAAUUAAGAUUCUUACAUUAUAGUAUACCUUUAGAGUUAUUUUGAAUCAUGAAAGAAAAUUCUGUGUUCAUUUCUAGGUUUCAUUCUAAACUAGACCAGAUAGGUGAAUUGAAUGAUAAUUCCUUUCUGUAGAUUUUAAACCUUGGGUACAGAUUUACCACCCGAGGUACACCAUAUUUAAAUGAAUUUGUUGGACUAGGUGAAGAAUGAUGAUGAAGAUGAUAUGUUAUUUUCUCUGUUUUGUACUAUUUUAAAGUCCAUGUAACCCAGUAUCUCAAGAUCAUUCCUUACUCAUCACAUUGGAUGAAAUAUCUAUGAUGCGCAUGAUAUCGUCUGUAAUGCAAUUAUGCAUUUUAAUUUUAUCAUUAUGAAAUAGCGAAAUUAAAAAAAGAAAAGACCCCCAAGGAUAACUAUGCUUUUAGAAGGGGGAAAUGGGUUUUAUUGGUAGAUUUUCCUCACUCUCGGUGCAGAUAUGGGCAUAAGUUACCCAUGAUUUAUCAAUUGUAAAGUGUCUAAGUCCAGUUCGAAAAAGAUUCGAAAGAAAUGGACUCUUUUUAUCUGAAAGGUGAUAGAAUUAUGGUAAUAUCUUUCCAACACAUAGAUAUGUAUCAGUUCAAAUGCUGCUGAAGGUUGCAAAGCUUCUUGAAUAAAUUAUUUUCUUUUCGUUCAGUAGACAAACAAGUUUAACACAUUUACCUUGAGUAUCAAGCCAAACUCGCUUUGUUUGGUUUAAGAAGUGCCUGUUUUGGAUAAAAAAAGACAUGAUGACUAUUGUCUGUACAUAUGGUAUAUAUAAUUAUCAUGAUAAUCGUAAGUGUUUAGUAUGUAUCGUAACUUGGUCAUAAUUUAUACAUUUUAGUGAUAACCUUAAAGUGUUCAAUGUGUGGAAAUGCUUUUCAAUUCUUUAUCAUUUUGGUAUGAAUUUUUAGUAUCCCUUCUCUUUGUCCCGAUUUCCCCCCAUUUUGAAAGACUUACAAAACAAUCAGGUGGAUGUGAAUAAUUCUUGAGAUAUUUUUUUAUAAGUGCAUUCUGAUUGAGAAAUUUUAUGAUUACGAGUAGAAGGUGGGAAGUCACAAACUAGUGCUGCAUAAGUAUCGGCUAGUUUGAUCUAUUCAUUUCUAGAAUUUGUCAUUUUAAUGAUUAUCCAUCUUCACAUAGAAAUACAGAAGGUCCUGCCAUUCUUACAGGCUUCUCUAUUUGCAGAGUUUCUUGUUUAAUUGAAUCAGUGUGAUACCAAUGGAUGAGAUAAGGUAGUCAGGAAUACUCAAAUGAAAGAUGAAAUUACGAUUGAAAAAUCUGAGUGUCCAUCGGACUGAUGGUCCUCCACUUUUGUAUCUCAAUCUCAAUCUAUGCUAAACUUUCUACUUGUAUUUUCUAUGGGAAACUGCAUUUUUACAUUAUGUGAAUGGAUAAAGACAUUAUAAUGGAGUGGAGAGGUAUUUCAAGGGAUGAGAAGUGACGAGUUCCUGUAUUGGGCAACCUGGCCUUCAGGAAAUAUGGCAUCAAGUGUCUUUUUACCCUUAGAAUGAGAAAUUUAAGACUUAUGAUUUUCUUCAAGCCUUGAAAUAUUUUAGUGACUUCAAUGCAGAGCAGUACCACCUUCAUAUAGUUUCAGUGAACUACUAUGGAGGUACUAGGCAUUUUGGCUUGAGAUUGGACAAUAUGUUCUAUUGUUUUUCCUAAGUAUUUAUGGUUGGUUUAUACCGUGUCCUAAAUGGAAUUUUCCAUUGGAAUUUCAUUAAAUUUUGUCAAAAAGAUUCA
Strongylocentrotus purpuratus (purple sea urchin) is the source of this 4814-nucleotide messenger RNA. RefSeq lists its product as uncharacterized. Bases 60 to 1046 code for a protein of 328 amino acids. Gene Ontology annotation, molecular function: mRNA binding. The transcript has 11 exons. Lineage: Eukaryota; Metazoa; Echinodermata; Echinoidea; Camarodonta; Strongylocentrotidae. The record is from RefSeq and is a predicted model, not a curated record.